Messenger RNA from Tigriopus californicus, 5334 nucleotides. RefSeq names its product laminin subunit gamma-1-like (gene LanB2). NCBI's taxonomy places the organism in Eukaryota, Metazoa, Arthropoda, Copepoda, Harpacticoida, Harpacticidae. The record is from RefSeq and is a predicted model, not a curated record. The transcript has 20 exons. The coding region runs from base 152 to 5197 and encodes 1681 amino acids.
GGCAGUCAUGGGGCAAAGACCGCUUUAAAGAGUGCUGGUGUGUUGUCGACGCCAAGGACUGGAUAUAAGUUAUUGCUACCAGAAGAAGGGUGCUCAUUCAGUCAAGGCAACGCUCUGAGGUGCUUUCAAAAUCAUACACCGUGCUUCAAUUAUGGUCCACUUGUGGGAAACACAUCGGUCAGGGCCCAAGACUACUCCAAUGUGGUUGACACUUUGGACCGGGCUGGUAGUUGGUCUCGCACCUACUGUUAAGACCUCCAUUUUGGAUUCUCAAGGGACUGGUUCACCUUGUUAUGCUUUGGAUGCGGAGGGAACCCAGGAUCUAAAUCAGCCGCAGAAAUGCAUGCCUGCUUUUGAAAAUGUGGUGUUUGGAAAAAUGGUGGAAGUCCAACCCGCACAAAUGACGUGCGGUUUGCGGAGUCGUACAGAAUAUUGCAUUCAAACCCAUGGGAUCUAUCGAGAAUGCGAUUAUUGCUCGGAUACAGAAGUAGAUCGGCGGCACCCGCCUAACUAUUUGACCGACAUUCACGAGGACUUCAAUCAGACUUGGUGGCAGUCAGUCACUAUGUUGGAAGAUGUUCACACUGUGAAUGUCAAUCUCACAGUGAAUCUGGGAAAGUCCUACGAAAUCACGUACGUGCGGCUGAAGUUCCAUUCCCCGCGUCCAGCCAGUUUUGCAGUUUACAAGAAGAACCGCCCAAAUCCUGCGAUUCCGGAUGAAAACCCUGAUUCAGGAUGGAUUCCUUGGCAGUACUACUCGGACACUUGCCGCGAUACCUAUAAAAUGCCGGAUUCUACGUCCAUCAUUCAACCAAGGGACGGAAAAACCAAAGUCAACGAGGAUCGAGCUCUGUGCACUUCCACUUACUCCGACAUGACUCCACUGACUGGAGGCAAUGUGGCCUUCUCCACAUUGGAAGGUCGGCCAUCUGGCUACAACUUCGAAUACAGUCCUGAGCUUCAAGAGUGGGUCACUGCCACGGAUAUCAGGAUUUCUCUUCAACGCUUGAACACUUUUGGUGACGAAGUAUUUGGUGACCCGAAAGUAUUGCGGUCCUACUACUAUGCAAUCACUGACUACACCGUUGGAGGAAUGUGUCAAUGUCACGGACAUGCUACCCAUUGUGUCAACAGCACCGAUGAUAACAUGGUUACGGGGAGUGUUUGCCUCUGUCAGCAUGGAACAGAUGGACCUAAUUGCGAAACUUGUCUUCAAGAUCAUUGGGACGUUCCAUGGCGGAGUGCCACUUCUCAAAGUGCAAACGAAUGUAAACCAUGUGAUUGUAAUGGUUGGUCCAAUCGAUGCCGCUUUAAUGAGCAAUUGUACCAAGAGCGGGGUCGAGGGGGAGAAUGCCUCGAUUGCGAAGGCAACCGCGAUGGACCUAAUUGCGAGAGGUGCAGAAUUAACCAUUUCUUUUCGCCGAUUCAAGACGCCUUUGGCCGAACCCCUUGCGAAGCCUGCAAUUGUGAUCCCACAGGAUCAAGGAACUUACAAUGUUCCCCGGAGGGCCAAUGUGAGUGCAAACCAGGUGUUACAGGACCGAAAUGCGAUCAAUGCGAAGCCAACUACUGGAACUUCGGCUCCUUGGGGUGCCAAUCAUGUGGAUGUUACCCCGAUGGAAGUGCCAAUAAUAAUCCGAAUUGUGACACCAUGACUGGCGAUUGCUACUGCAAGCAAAACGUUGAGGGACAGAGAUGUGACCGCUGUAAGGCUGGCCAUUUCCACAUUGAUAAAGGCAACGAAUUUGGUUGCACUCCUUGUUUCUGUUACGGUCAUACGUCUGAGUGCGAUCUCAGCGGUGGAUUUACGCAAACCGUAAUUAGGAGUGACUUUUCCCGAAGUAGCGAGGACUGGACCUCAAAGGAAGACCAACAAGAUUUGCCCCUGAAAUACGACGGUAUCAACAAAUACAUCGGAGUUCAAUCCAGUGGAUAUUCGUCAGGCCCGGCUUACUUCCUAGCCCCUCCCGGUUACCUUGGGGAUCAACGGGCCAGUUAUAAUCAGGAUCUCAAGUUUAAGCUUCGAAUCAAUGACGUGGGACCAAGGCCUAGCGUCGAGGAUGUCAUUAUUGAGGGGGGUGGGGCUAAGACAACCAGGAUAACCUUAUCAAUCACAGAUCAAAAUAACCCACAACCUAGCUACGAGAUGCAAGAUUACACGUACAGACUUCAUGAGAAUCCGGAAUUCGGGUGGAGCCCGCGUCUGAGCUCGAAGGACUUCAUGGCCAUUUUAGCCAAUAUCACCGGAGUUAUGAUUCGAGGAACAUAUGUAAACCAUGGAGUGGGAUUCUUAGAUGAAAUUCGACUUGGCUCCGCUCAGAGGGGCGGAUCUGGUUCUCCAGCUACCUGGAUUGAACGAUGUAAUUGUCCAGAAGGCUAUCAAGGUCAAUUCUGUCAGCUCUGUCAACAAGGCUAUCACCAUAACAGUGGAGGACCGUUCGCCAGAUGUAUUCCAUGCAGUUGCAAUGGACAUGCUGAUAUAUGUGACGCAGAAACAGGCGAAUGCGCUUGUCGCGAUAACACAUCGGGCCACAAUUGCGAACGUUGCAAGAAAGGUUACUAUGGUAAUGCACUGGCAGGAAACCCAGACGAUUGUCAGCCGUGUCCUUGCCCAGAUGGAGGUGCUUGUAUGGAGAUUUACGGCAAUCCUGAGAGUCCAAUCUGCAUAGAAUGUCCCAUCGGUCGACGAGGUCCUCGAUGUGAGUUGUGCGAAGAUGGCUAUUUUGGAGACCCUAUGGGUCGUCUGGGACCAGUUCGACCAUGCCUAAAAUGCGAUUGCAACAAUAACGUGGAUUCUAAUGCCAUCGGUAAUUGCAACAGCACCACCGGCGAAUGUCUACGCUGUAUCGACAAUACGGAUGGAUUUAAUUGUGAGCGAUGUAAAUCUGGGUUCUUUGGCGACGCCUUGGCUUUGAAAAAACCGGGCGAUCCACCCAGUUGCCAACCAUGUCAGUGCUACCCGGUGGGCACAAACCAUAAUGAUGAAACUUUCCUUCCAAUUUGCAAUGGCUUCACGGGUGAUUGCAGUUGCAAACCUCACGUAGUGGGGCGGGAUUGCGACAAAUGUGCCGAUGGUUAUUUCAACUUGGAUAGUGGCAUUGGAUGCGAGGCAUGCAAUUGCGACACAAUUGGAUCUUUCAACGCGUCUUGCCAUGUGCAAACUGGACAGUGUCAUUGUCGAGAGGGUGUGACUGGACCACGAUGUGACAUGUGCCUUCCGUAUCAUUUUGGAUUCUCUCAAGACGGAUGCAAACCUUGCGAUUGCGAUCCAACUGGAUCGACAGAUCUGCAAUGUGACCUUAUUACGGGACAAUGUCCUUGUCGAGACAAGGUGGAAGGUCGACAAUGCGACCGCUGUAUGGAGAAUACUCGCACCAAAGACACAGGAGGGUAUGGGGAAAAGAUUUGUGAGCCUUGCGAUGAUUGCUACAAUUUAAUCGAGGAUGCAACCAAUGAGCAUCGGAGGAACUUGGCUGCCCUGGAUAACUUAUUGCAACAAAUCGCUGAAAACCCAGAGCCGGUCGGCGGAGACUUUGAAUACCAGUUGAGACAACUUCAAGUCACCGUAAAAUCUACGUUGGCCGAUGCUCGGAUCAAUUCCCAAAAUGAAGAAGGGGGCACUUUGAGAGACAGAUUAGAAAACCUUCGCAUCAAACUAGAAAAAGUCAUCAACUUGAUCAUGGAAGCCGACCAAGAGGUCCAAGAUGCCAAAAAUCAAGGGUCUGAAGCACAAAGAGACAUGAUGAUGGCCAAAGACAUAGUCGAAAGAGCUCGAGAGGGUCUUAAGUUAGCUCAACGUCAAUUAGAUACUCAGGGACAAGAAGCCUUGCGCCGAGCUCAAGAGCGAUCGAAGAAGUUCGGAGAGGAGAGCGAAAAGAUGACCGCCAUCGCACGAGAAGCGAGAACAUUGGCAGACGGCCAAGUUGAAGACGCCAAUGAAAUAUCCAGCAUUGCCAGGCAAGCUUAUGAUAAAUCUACCGAAGCGUAUAACUUAGCCCGGGAUGCUUUGGAACAACAACACCGAACUGCCAAUCAAAUUACGGUUUUGGAGGUUCAGAUCGGGGACAUGGGAGACAAACUUCGAACCGUUCAAAGCCUGGCGUCUCAAACUCUACGUGACUCCACCGAGGCAUACAAUGAAGCACUCAACAUUUACCAGCAAGCCAACUCGCUGGAGAUCCCCGAGGUCGACAAUGCGCAACUUGAAGAUCAAACCGUCAAGGUGUCGAAAGAAUCCAAGCGAAUCCAAGAUGACGCCACCAGACUCCUUUACGAGAACGGUCAAUUACUAACCGAAGCUCAAGAUAGGCGUGUUCAGUUGGAGGAUCUCCUUCGACGUGCCGAUGCUCAACAACGGCAAAUUGAUGAACAAUUGGCAGAAAUUGACAGUCAUCGGGCGCGGGCACUGGAUUCUGUUAAGACUGGGAACAACGUCUUAAAGGAUGCUCAAAACACUCUCAAAACUCUGAAAGGUUUUGAAAGUGAAGUGAGCGAAAAUGAGGAAACGGCCAGGGCAGCAAUGGAAAACAUUAACGAUAUUGAGAACAUGAUCAGAGAAGCCGAAGAAAAAACAGCCAAAGCCAGGAACGAUAUGGUUGGAGCUGACAUUUCGGCCAAAUUAGCUCUAAACGUCGCCACUGAUGCCCAAAAUAUUGCGGGCGAAGCUUCCGAGAGGGCGGCCAACAUUAGCUCUCAGUCGGAAAUCACUUUGGAACAAGCAAAUGGAUUGGCAGAUUCUGCUCGAUCUCUAGCUACUAAGUUGGCUGAAACCAAAGAAGUUGUGGAAAGCAAAGAAGAGAUCGCCACUGAGGACGAACAAGCGGCAAUUUUGGCUCUGUCCAAAGCUAAUGAAGCUCAGCAAAAAGCUGCCCGUGCUAAUCAAAAGCUAGCCCAAGCCAAGAAAGAGCUCGAAGAAAUUGCAGCUAUUCUUUCAAGAGUUGUGGAACCUGAGCCAGGGCUAUUGGAAGAGCUUGCUCGAAGAGUUGAAGAAGCGGAGGAGCAAUUCCAAGCCGAGGAUCUUGAUCAAAGAUUAAAGGAUUUGGUUUCUGCUAAACAGAGACAGACGGCCUCAGUUCGAGACCUGGAAAGAGAGCUCAACUAUUUACGCGAGGAAUCGGAAAACAUCCAAGCUAUUCGGGAUUCACUUCCAGAUUUUUGCCCCAAAUCCAACGAACUCUGCUUGGAAGACCAAUGUUGAAACUGAUGUUAUGUAUAAGUACGAACCCAGCGUUGUCAACCUAUUUUUAGGACUCUCAAGUUAAAUUUGUGUACAAGAGAACGAGUGAACAAGCUAGGUUAUUUACCUAAAUCGAAAUAAUAUUUUGUCUCGACGCA